This is a messenger RNA of Plutella xylostella (diamondback moth), 1790 nucleotides long. RefSeq names its product eukaryotic translation elongation factor 1 alpha 1 (gene eEF1alpha1). NCBI's taxonomy places the organism in Eukaryota, Metazoa, Arthropoda, Insecta, Lepidoptera, Plutellidae. Gene Ontology annotation, molecular function: GTP binding; translation elongation factor activity; GTPase activity. Gene Ontology annotation, biological process: translational elongation. The record is from RefSeq and is a predicted model, not a curated record.
UGGGCUUACAUUAUACACAAAUAUUGCGAUAAGAAAUAAAUACUGGCAACACUCUAUAUCCCGGAAAUAUUCACGUCCUUCCAGUCGGAGGAAAAUCCAUUUCUCGUCCAUUUUCUGUUGGAGUCUUUCUCGGAUAGUACACGUUGUCUGUAUCCGUGAUAAUCCAAGAUGGGUAAGGAAAAGAUUCAUAUCAACAUUGUCGUGAUUGGACACGUCGACUCCGGCAAGUCCACCACCACCGGCCACUUGAUCUACAAAUGCGGCGGUAUCGACAAACGUACCAUCGAGAAGUUCGAGAAGGAGGCCCAGGAAAUGGGUAAGGGAUCCUUCAAGUACGCGUGGGUACUGGACAAGCUGAAGGCUGAGCGUGAACGUGGUAUCACCAUCGACAUCGCCCUGUGGAAGUUCGAGACCGCCAAGUACUACGUCACCAUCAUCGACGCCCCCGGCCACAGAGAUUUCAUCAAGAACAUGAUCACCGGAACCUCCCAGGCCGACUGCGCCGUGCUCAUCGUCGCCGCCGGUACUGGAGAGUUCGAGGCCGGUAUCUCCAAGAACGGACAGACCCGCGAGCACGCGCUCCUUGCCUUCACCCUGGGAGUCAAGCAGCUCAUCGUCGGAGUCAACAAGAUGGACUCCACUGAGCCUCCCUACAGCGAAUCUCGUUUCGAGGAAAUCAAGAAGGAAGUCUCUUCCUACAUCAAGAAGAUCGGUUACAACCCGGCCGCUGUUGCAUUCGUCCCCAUCUCUGGCUGGCACGGAGACAACAUGUUGGAGGCAUCCACCAAGAUGCCCUGGUUCAAGGGAUGGGCUGUUGAGCGCAAAGAGGGCAAGGCUGACGGUAAAUGCCUCAUUGAGGCUCUGGACGCCAUCCUCCCUCCCGCUCGCCCCACAGACAAGGCCCUGCGUCUUCCCCUGCAGGACGUCUACAAAAUCGGUGGUAUUGGAACGGUGCCCGUCGGCCGUGUGGAGACUGGUGUGCUGAAGCCCGGUACCAUUGUUGUAUUCGCCCCUGCUAACAUCACCACUGAAGUCAAGUCCGUGGAGAUGCACCACGAAGCUCUCCAGGAGGCUGUGCCCGGAGACAAUGUUGGUUUCAACGUCAAGAACGUCUCCGUCAAGGAAUUGCGUCGUGGUUACGUCGCCGGAGACUCCAAGAACAACCCACCCAGGGGAGCUGCUGACUUCACUGCUCAAGUCAUUGUGCUGAACCACCCCGGUCAGAUCUCCAACGGAUACACCCCAGUGCUGGAUUGCCACACUGCUCACAUUGCCUGCAAGUUCGCCGAGAUCAAGGAGAAGGUUGACCGUCGUACUGGUAAAUCCACUGAGGACAACCCUAAGUCCAUCAAGUCCGGUGACGCCGCCAUCGUCAUCCUGGUGCCCUCCAAGCCUCUGUGUGUGGAGUCCUUCCAGGAGUACCCCCCUCUGGGUCGUUUCGCCGUGCGUGACAUGAGGCAGACUGUGGCUGUCGGAGUCAUCAAGUCUGUCAACUUCAAGGACCCCUCAGGUGGAAAGGUCACCAAGGCCGCUGAGAAGGCGAAGGGUGGCAAGAAGUAGCUACUAGCACUGAUACCAGCACAAUUUUUUAUUUAUCUGCGAUACUUCAUUCACCGAAAGGUGUUCAGGAGGAAAAAGGGCUACAAACUCAUUCCUUUUCUAUUUUUUACAAGGCUUAUACUGUAACAUUUAUUUUAUAAUUUAUGAUAAGGUUAUACAUAUAUCUGAAAUAUUUUGUUAUAAAUGACUCCAUGUGUAAAUUCAUAGAAUAAAGUAGCCUCCAGAAGAAA